Elgaria multicarinata webbii is the source of this 1063-nucleotide messenger RNA. RefSeq names its product pseudouridine synthase like 1 (gene PUSL1). The transcript is spliced from 9 exons. Gene Ontology annotation, molecular function: RNA binding; pseudouridine synthase activity. The record is from RefSeq and is a predicted model, not a curated record. The coding region runs from base 66 to 956 and encodes 296 amino acids. Gene Ontology annotation, biological process: tRNA pseudouridine synthesis. Lineage: Eukaryota; Metazoa; Chordata; Lepidosauria; Squamata; Anguidae.
GACUGCACGUGACUCCGAUUCUUUUCACGUGGGAUUUCAGCUGAUCGUUUUGGGGAAAAACUGACAUGAUUUCUCCGAGGACUCGGUAUUUAAUAUUCUUUCAGUACUUUGGGACGAAAUAUUGUGGCGUGACGAGAGCACCUCCUGACCAGGCAGUGCUCGGGGUACUGAAUUACCUGGAGAUGGCAGCUGAGAAGCUCCGCCUUUCUGCGCCGGCCAAAUUCGUCAUCUCCAGCCGCACGGACUCCGGGGUGCACGCCCUCUGCAACGCUGCCCACGUCGACAUCGAGAGGCCAAGCGACAAGCCGCCUUUCUCUGCAAGGCUUCUGGCCGAGGCUCUCAACCGCCAUCUCAAACCCGAGCCCAUUCGCGUGCUGGGCGCCCGUUGCGUCCCCGACACCUUCCACGCCCGCUUCUCGGCCCGGUCGAGGACAUACGUGUACCGGGUGGCCACAGGAUGCUCACACCCUUCUGAGCUGCCCAUCUUUGAAAAGAACCUCUGUUGGGCCACGUGUCGAGGCCAUUUGAAUUUGCUGGCCAUGCGGGAGGCGGCCGCCUUCCUGUUGGGGACGCACGACUUCAGCACCUUCCGCUCAGCCUCCACGGAACUUCCCGUGAGGGACCCAGUCAAAAACCUUGCCUGGGUGGACGUGAGGCCCGCGCCCGGCUUCCUUUCAGAGCACAGCAAGAACAGUGACCUGCGGUUUUGGGAACUGGAGUUCAUGAGCCGGUCAUUUCUCUACAAACAGGUGCGGCGGAUGGCCGGCGUGUUGGUGGCCGUGGGGCAGAACCGGCUGGAGCCUCACCAUGUCCAAGAGCUUUUGGAGAUCCGGGAUCUGAUGGCUUAUCCCCAGAACACCAUUGCGCCGGCGGACGGGCUCUUUCUCAAGGAUGUGGAGUACUACGAAGCUGAUUUGGAGACUGGAGAACCUGAAAUGGAAUCGCAGCCCUGUUGAACGCACCGUGGCUUCUGACUGGACUGAAACACCCGCAGGGUUAAAGGGUGCCACCAGCCAUCACAGAUCUUCCUGGAGCUUGUUGAAGCGCUGCAAACCUCUGCCCU